AUGUGCUUUAGACGAUAUCACGAAGUCUUUGAAAUACUGGAGAGACUAGCAAGUCCUCAGGAUCCUGGAAAUGUGGACGAAAAAGGUGAGACAAAAUCCUUAUCCGUAGACGACAAAAUGCGGAUGAUGCUAGUUGUCCUCCACGGCAACAUGGGCGAUUAUAAUAACACAUCUUUAUUGCGUCUUGCAAGUGAGUUGUCCUUGAUUCGGGUUGGCGUAAUUGGUCUGAAGUUCAUGACCUAUUGGUUCCCGUUGUCUAGUUUGUCUGAUGAUAAUACAAUCUCAUUCACGUCAACCAUCGCAAUGCAUUUAUUAGCCUUAGAUGGGCAAGACUCUUUGCCCUCCGAACACCACAGGCCCGGUGGGUGUCUAGAGUUAGCAGAAGAGAUGAUGGAUGGCGUGAAAGCCAAGGUGGAACGUAAUUUCGGUCUCAAGAAUUACUCGGAGGCGAUUUACCACCGUGUUUUAUGCGAAAUUCAUAAGCAGCGCAAGGAUUACACACGUGUGUGCAAACACGCUAUGUUACAUUUGAAAAAUCGACCGCAGCAAAUUUCCGAAGAACACGACCUAAAGCUUGCUGAGGAUUUAUGCAUGGCGACCUUGCUUUCGCCAAAUGUAUUUUCGUUUACCGAUUUGUUGCAGCAAGAGGAUAUUUUGAAAACAAUCUCUCCCGGUAGCAAGUAUUAUGACGAGAACGACGGAAACGUUUGGCGAGAUCUUGUCGUAAUUUGUAACAAUGGUGAUUAUGACAUGUAUAAGCUGUUUCUCCAGAAAUAUGCCGGCAACGAGGGGGGAAGUUCCAAGCUAGAACAGCUUGGUCUUACUCCGGGAUAUCUGAGCCUUAUUGAGUCCAAGUUACGAUCAUUUGCCUUAUUGGAGAGUGCAUUUAAGAAAUCCGAAAGGCUCUUUACAUUCGAGGAAGUUUCCAACAUCUGCCGUAUACCUCAAGAAGAAGUGGAACUCUUCAUCUUAUCACUCAUGCGUCGAGGCUUACUCUCAGGCAAAAUUGAUGCAGUAGAUAAUGUCGUUACAUUCCAUAAACUUCAACCAAGAGUUCUUGACGCCGAUAAAAUUCUCAACAUGUCCCAACAGUUCCUUCUUUGGUCUAACAAGAUGGAUGCCGCUGUUAAGCAGAUGCGUGACCUUUCACCAACGGUACAAGCUACAUUAAAUGUGCUUUAA
Gregarina niphandrodes is the source of this 1182-nucleotide messenger RNA. Its product is annotated as putative 26S proteasome subunit. Lineage: Eukaryota; Apicomplexa; Conoidasida; Eugregarinorida; Gregarinidae. Bases 1 to 1182 code for a protein of 393 amino acids. Gene Ontology annotation, molecular function: structural molecule activity. The record is from RefSeq and is a predicted model, not a curated record. The transcript has a single exon. Gene Ontology annotation, cellular component: proteasome regulatory particle, lid subcomplex; cytosol; nucleus. Gene Ontology annotation, biological process: ubiquitin-dependent protein catabolic process.